Molecule: messenger RNA, 453 nt
Organism: Entamoeba invadens IP1
Lineage: Eukaryota; Evosea; Mastigamoebida; Endamoebidae
Exons: 1
Coding region: 1-453 (150 amino acids)
Source: RefSeq, a predicted model, not a curated record
AUGUUUCUUCUAUUAUAUCUUGCCAUUGUGACAUUUGCAUUUGACAAGAAGUGGUUACGCCCAAUGGGAGACGUCGAGUGGUCUACAUUUAGUCAAGCAACAGAAAAAGCGCAGCGCAGAAAAUUACCGAUAUUAGGGUUUUUCUCUGGCUUAGAGUGUGCGCAGUGUAGUUCAUAUUUUGAAAUGUUUAAUUACCACCCAACCUUCAAACAAAUUGCUAAAAGAUUUGUUUUGGCUGCUUUGGAUGAGACAGACCCGAGUUAUAACAUGUCUCCUUUAGACCAAGAGGGGUAUUCCCCAAAAUUUGUCUUCUUUGACUCGCAUGGUAAAAUAUUAGACUUUUCGGGGUAUGACGAUCCUUUGCAUAAGUACUUCUGCACAAACAUCGAGUUCUUACUUGAAAAGAUGGGUGAUGUCGAUGACUAUGCCUUUGACCACAAAGAUGAGUUGUAA